Molecule: messenger RNA, 1445 nt
Organism: Polyodon spathula (Mississippi paddlefish)
Lineage: Eukaryota; Metazoa; Chordata; Actinopteri; Acipenseriformes; Polyodontidae
Product: cysteine-rich PDZ-binding protein
Exons: 5
Coding region: 141-446 (101 amino acids)
Biological process (GO): cytoplasmic microtubule organization
Cellular component (GO): dendrite
Molecular function (GO): PDZ domain binding; microtubule binding
Source: RefSeq, a predicted model, not a curated record
ACGGAAGCUGUUUGGCGAGUCACAGGAAGUUAGGUCAGAUAAAAACAUUGCAGUACGAACCUUUUUGUUAUUAUUUAAAGACUGUUCAUUUGCAUUUUGUCGUUUAAUUUUAUUUUCGCCAAACUUUUAACAAAAGCAAGAUGGUCUGCGACAAUUGCGAAAAAAAACUGGGCAAAGUCAUCACUCCGGACACGUGGAAAGAUGGAGCCAGAAACACAACAGAAAGCGGAGGCCGCAAGCUGAAUGAAAACAAGAUGCUGACAUCAAAGAAAGCGAGGUUUGACCCAUAUGGAAAAGCCAGAUUUGCAACUUGUAGAAUCUGUAAAAGUUCAGUGCACCAAGCUGGUUCCCACUACUGCCAAGGCUGCGCUUACAAAAAAGGCAUAUGUGCUAUGUGUGGCAAAAAAGUUUUGGAAACCAAAAACUACAAGCAAACAUCAGUGUAAAAAAAACCCUAGAACGGAGAGGCAUGUGAUGUGGGUUCCUGAACUUCAGUCCUGCUUUUCUAGAUGAUGAAGACAAGCUCAAUUAUAGGUCCUUUUGUUUGUGUUUUUGGAUUACUCCUGUACAUGCACCAUGCCACACGAAAGCAGAUAUCACAGAUACAUCGACAGCUGUAUUUAGUGUGAUUGAAAUCUCCCAUGCGAUUAUUCCAAUUUUUUUGCUAUGUGCUGUGCAGUUGUAUGAAAUUUGUCAAAAUGGUCCUUGAAAAGUCAUUGAAAUUUGUAUCAGAAAUACUGUAUGAACCCUGUGUUUAUGAUGUCGGAUUGAAUUAGGCAGAGAUUGUAUAUUAUUUUUGCAGCUGAGUUUCUAUAAAAUUAAUAUUCUGUUAAAUGGGCCUAUAUGUAAAAGGUUUGAGUAACAUUUGAAUAUGUGUUAACUAGCCUUAUGCGUGAUUUAUCAGGUUGAUCCAUCUGGAAAAAUGACAAGUUGUAAGAUGUAAUUUCUCAAUUUCUUUUUCUACAAAGUCACAUUCAAAUUUGCUUCUGAAAGUGGUCCAUUUUUGUGCAUUGCAGUUACACCUCCUUUCAAAUAUAUAAUCAUUUGAAGAGGUGCACAUGUUGUGUUUAGCAGGGCUUCCUUGCUAGAUGGCAGAAGGAAGUUCAUACAUCUGAAAUACACCAAAAUAGUUAGUAAUGUUUAUAUGAGAUAGGAUAGAUGCUGUACUGUAGUACUCAUUGCCCCUGCAAAUUGCAACCUACACCUAAGGUCCUUGUGUUCAGUUUCAACUGUUUUAUUUUCAAAAUAUGUUUUAAGUUUUACUGAGUCCCACAGUGAUGUAGUGUGUGUCAUCAUGUUUUAAGAAUACAUUUUACAACAUGUUCAGUAGUGUGCAAAUGCAUUAGAAUGCCUCAAGAUAUGGUCAUUUGUAUCCUUUAUAUACCUACCUGCAUGAAAACCUCAGGGUGUGAUAAUUUAAAUUUUCAGUCAGUAAUCAGUGAUAU